AAUUCGUAAAGAAUAUCGAUUUAAAAAAAUAUUAACAUGCAAAGUUGUGAAAGUACGAAAAUAUCAAAAUCAAAACAUUAUAGCGCAAUCGAGAAAAAAAUCUUUUUGGAAAUAUUAAAAGAUUUCAAGCACGUUAUAGAGGUUAAGAAAAGUGAUAGCUCAACACUUCGUGAUAAAGAAGUUGCAUGGUCGGAAAUUUGUAAACGAUACAAUGACUGUACAGUGAUUUUGCAAGAGCGUACAGUACAACAACUAAAAAAACUGUGGGCAAAUUUGAAACAAAGUCAACGAAAAGUACUGACAAAAGAGAAACAGGCUCGUCUAGAUACUGGUGGCGACCCACCUCUUGCAGAGAUAAAUAUUGACCCUGAUAUAGCUCUAAUAACACCGCAUCUUAUGGAAACAGCUUCUGUUCUGUUUUCAUCAAACAUGUCAGAAAAUGAAGUUAAUGAAAACGAAGAACAUGUUAUGAAUGCUUUACAAGAUGGUAAUAUAAUCAUGUUAUUCAAAAAUAAUAAUGGAAAAUUAAUGACUAAGAAUGCUGAAAUAGAUGAAGGUGAUGUAACUGUAGAUACAAACAAGGAAAAUCAAAACACCCAUGAAUGGCUUCCUAUGAAAAGAAAAGGAAAUUGGGAUACUGAUGGUUUAAGAGCACUAAAAAACAUAUGA
This is a messenger RNA of Mycetomoellerius zeteki, 669 nucleotides long. RefSeq lists its product as uncharacterized. NCBI's taxonomy places the organism in Eukaryota, Metazoa, Arthropoda, Insecta, Hymenoptera, Formicidae. Bases 37 to 669 code for a protein of 210 amino acids. The transcript is spliced from 5 exons. The record is from RefSeq and is a predicted model, not a curated record.